Haliaeetus leucocephalus (bald eagle) is the source of this 771-nucleotide messenger RNA. Its product is annotated as claudin-7-like. Gene Ontology annotation, cellular component: bicellular tight junction; plasma membrane. The transcript is spliced from 6 exons. The record is from RefSeq and is a predicted model, not a curated record. Gene Ontology annotation, molecular function: structural molecule activity. The coding region runs from base 103 to 771 and encodes 222 amino acids. NCBI's taxonomy places the organism in Eukaryota, Metazoa, Chordata, Aves, Accipitriformes, Accipitridae. Gene Ontology annotation, biological process: bicellular tight junction assembly; cell adhesion.
GUCUAGCAGGAAGGUAGAUGAAACAGGUUAGAAACAUACCGUAAACGUUUCUAAUAUCAGAAAUUUUGGGAGGCUUCUUUGAAAACAGCUUCUGUCAGAAGAAUGGCAUCGUCUUCUCUGCAAAUUUAUGCAUUGCUGCUGGCUUUAGCAGGAUUCACCAUUUUACUUGUUACUACCAUGUCCAACAGAUGGAAGAUUUUGGACACUGCAACAAUGCUAGUUACUGCAGACUGGAUUUCUGAAGGUCUUUGGAUGGACUGUGCAGUGACUGCUUUUGGAUCAAUACAGUGCAAGAAAUUUCUCUACAUGUUGAGUUCAGAGACUCAUAUUCAGGCAUGCCGUGCCUUGAUGAUUGCUUCCAUCCUUUUGGGAUUCAUAGCUACUGUACUCUCGCUGCUUGGUUUGAAGUGCACAAAUGUUGGGUUGAGCGAUGAAGACGGAAAAAUGAAGUUUGCUGUCACGGGAGGAUUUCUUUUUAUUUUAGGAGGUCUCUGCUCCAUGGUGGCUGUUUCUUGGUAUGCUGCGAUGGUUACUGCUCAAUUUUUUGACCCAUUGUACGCUGGAACCAAGUAUGAGCUAGGAGAUGCUCUGUACUUAGGCUGGGCUGGAUCUGUUCUUUAUAUGCUUGGUGGGAUCUUACUGACCUGUUCAUGCAAAGGGAAGAAAAAACAGGAUCACAGUUGCAACAAAUAUGCAUAUUCAGCAGGCCAUCAGCAGCACAUUUACACCAAAAAUGCUGACACAGUCAUAAGCAACAAAGAGUAUGUCUAA